This is a messenger RNA of Astyanax mexicanus (Mexican tetra), 1884 nucleotides long. RefSeq names its product zinc finger protein OZF-like. The transcript is spliced from 2 exons. Gene Ontology annotation, biological process: regulation of transcription by RNA polymerase II. Bases 157 to 1671 code for a protein of 504 amino acids. NCBI's taxonomy places the organism in Eukaryota, Metazoa, Chordata, Actinopteri, Characiformes, Acestrorhamphidae. The record is from RefSeq and is a predicted model, not a curated record. Gene Ontology annotation, molecular function: RNA polymerase II cis-regulatory region sequence-specific DNA binding; DNA-binding transcription factor activity.
CGAGAACUGCUCUCCGUACCGAGCUGCUCUAAACCCGGCUCCGCGCUUCUACAGAGCCGCUGGAGGAAGAGGAGCAGGAGCUGCUGAAGAUGAUUUCCUCUUCACAAUCUCCAGAAAAACCUCACAUUCCUGAAAUUGUUGAUUAAAUGUGAUAAAAUGGAAUCUCAGGUGUCCACCGAUUCGGUGGACAAUUAUCUAAAGGAAGCUAUCAAAAAGGAAAGCACUUUUAGCUGUUUGGAGUGUGGGAAAAGCUUCAUUCAGAGACAUUCACUCAAAAUACACCAACGAGUUCACACUGGACAAAAACUGUUUCGCUGUUCAAAGUGUGGGAGAAGUUUUAAUAAAAGAAGUAACCUUCUUCGACACCAACUAAUUCACACUGAAGAUAAACCAUAUCAGUCUUUGGACUAUGAUAGUGAUUUCACUCAGCAAAGUUCACUUGAAAUACACCAACAGAUUCACACAGGAAAGAAAGUGUUUCAAUGUUCUUCGUGUGGGAGGACUUUUAAUAAACGGAGUAACCUCCUACGACACCAAAUAAUUCAUACUGGAGAGAAACCACACGAGUGUUCAGAUUGUGGAAAAAGAUUUGCUCAGCUUGGUCAUCUUCAAGUGCAUCAGCGCAUUCACUCUGGAGAGAAACCGUAUCACUGCUCAGAAUGUGGGGAAAGUUUUAAUCGACAUGGUCAUCUCCAUCGGCACAAACUCCUUCACACUGGAGAAAAACCGUAUGAGUGCUCAGAGUGCGGGAGGAGUUUUAGACACAAAGGUAGCCUCCAAAUACACCAACGCACUCACACAGGAGAGAAACCAUAUCACUGCUCAGAGUGUGGAAAAAGAUUUGCUCAGCUGGGUUAUCUCCAAAAACACCAGCGCAUUCACACUGGAGAGAAACCGUAUUACUGCUCAGAGUGUGGAAAGAACUUUAAUGGAAUUAGUAAUCUCCAAACCCAUCAGCGCAUUCACACUGGAGAGAAACCGUAUGAGUGUCCAGAGUGUGGGAAGAGUUUUAUUGAACAGAGUCAUCUACGCAGACACCAGCGCGUUCAUACUGGGGAAAAACCAUACGAGUGUUUAGAGUGUGGAACACUUUUUAAAGAUAAUAGCACCUUUCAGAAACACCAGCGCAUUCACACUGGAGAGAAACCUUAUUACUGCUCGGACUGUGGGAAAAGCUUUAACGGAAUAAGUAAUCUCCAAACCCACCAACGCAUUCACACUGGAGAAAAACCAUAUUACUGUGCAGUGUGUGGGAAGAAUUUUAAUGAACAAAGUGCUUUGAAAAUACACCAGCGUGUUCACACUGGAGAGAGGCCGUAUAAAUGCUCAGAGUGUGGUGACAGUUUUUUUCGACAGAGUAACCUACAACAACACCAACUCAUUCAUACUGGGGAGAAACCGUAUGAGUGUUCAGAGUGUGGGAGGAGUUUUAGACAUAAAAGGACCCUUCAAAGACAUCAGAGCAUUCACACUGAAGACAGACCCUAUGAGUGCUCGGAAUGUGGGAGAAAAUUUAAAGACAUUAGUACGUUUCGAAAACACCAGCGCAUUCACACUGGAGAGAAACCAUAUUACUGCUCAAAGUGUGAACAGCAUUUCAGAUAUUCAAGAACUUUAACGAAACACAAGUGCAUUAAGAGAGAGUUGAACAUUCAAGAUAUGAGUUUAUGACUUUCAGAAAGUGUGUCAUGCAAUGUAAUAAUCUGGUAUGCUUUGAAUCUUGAGCAGUUAAUUUUCACCUUCUCAUUGGCCUGUAAUAAUACUCUACUGUCUCAAAUGUCUAUGUAAACAAGGUCCAAAAAAAGUGGUGAGACACCCACUAGAACCCAUGCUUCUAAAUAAAAAUAUUACUCUUUAAAAGUUUUAAAAGUUCUCCAGCAUUAA